Messenger RNA from Oryza sativa Japonica Group (Japanese rice), 1311 nucleotides. The record is from RefSeq and is a predicted model, not a curated record. Lineage: Eukaryota; Viridiplantae; Streptophyta; Magnoliopsida; Poales; Poaceae.
AUGGCAGCUGCCAGCACCACCGAUCAAGGUGUAGCCGUUAUCAACGACAGCCCACUGUGCAAGCUCCUCUCUUCCGGCGACGGUCGGCACGUCACGUUCCGGGUCGACUACGCGGCCGCGAGGCGACCCGCCGUCGCCGGCCGUACGCUGCGCACGACGUGCGCCAUCGGCGACAGCGGCGCGUACAGGUGUGAGGCGUCCUUCAGGCUGCUGAUCGGGCGGAGAAAGCUGGCCGCCUUCGCCGUGGUUGUGUCCGGCCCACGCUACCGAGACGUGCACAAGGUGGUGGUCGAUCUCGUCCUCGUCGACAAUGCCAGGUCGGUGGCCCUGCAGCCGCCUACGAGAUCCAUGGCUAUCCAGGCCGCCGCCGGGAGCAACCAAGGAGGGUGCGGGUUGCUCGUCUCCAAGGAUUACCUCGAGGAGAACUGCGUGCAGGAUGGCGUCCUGGUGGCGGUGUGCUCCGUGCUCUUUCUCCCGGAGUUGCCACCUUGCCUAUGGCUGGACUCGCUAGGCCACCGUCUCGCCGCCAUGUCGAACAAGAAGGACAGUACUCUCACCGACGUAUGCUUCGACGUCGAUGGCGAGAGGUUCAACGCGCACCGCCUGGUGAUGGCGGCGCAGUCGGAGGUGUUCAGGAGCUUGCUGUUCGGCUCCGAUGACGCCGAGACCAAGACGGAGACCGCAGUCGUCACCAUCGACGGCAUCAGCGCCACCACCUUCAAGCACAUGCUCCACUACAUCUACUGCAACCAGCUACCGCCACCGGCCACCGGCGACGGUGACGACGAUGACGGCGAGGCAGACCAUGUCACGAGGAUCGCCGAGCUGCAGCGGCUGCUCGUCGCGGCCGACGCGUACGGGGUGGAGGCGCUGAGGCAGGCGUGCGAGGACACGCUGUGCGCCGGGAUCAACAUGGACACGGUCGCCUCGACGCUGGCGCUGACGGAGAAGGGGUCGUACCCGAAGCUGAGGGGGUCGUGCCUCGAGUUCCUGUCCAACACGCAGAUUUACUCGGUGGCGACCAACGACGAGUGCUACGAGGUGGUGCAGAGCUACCCGGACGUGCUGACGGAGAUACGGGACAGUUGUCUAAUAUAUUAUCGUUAUGCUACUUUCGUCGUUGUUACUGAGUUAGAGCUUUGGUUGUUUGUUGCUGCUACUAAUGGUUCCAUGCGGUUGCUGCUGCAUGGUCUGCUGCUGGCUGCUGCUGCAUCGGACAGAGAGGAGAAGGUUCAGAGUGCAGAGGAUCAGGAGAACAGGAGGAAGAAGGGAAGGUACACAUUGAGAUCGGCAUGCAAGGGCGGGAAGUAG